Choloepus didactylus (southern two-toed sloth) is the source of this 2149-nucleotide messenger RNA. RefSeq names its product NOP9 nucleolar protein (gene NOP9). Gene Ontology annotation, biological process: ribosomal small subunit export from nucleus; endonucleolytic cleavage to generate mature 5'-end of SSU-rRNA from (SSU-rRNA, 5.8S rRNA, LSU-rRNA); endonucleolytic cleavage in ITS1 to separate SSU-rRNA from 5.8S rRNA and LSU-rRNA from tricistronic rRNA transcript (SSU-rRNA, 5.8S rRNA, LSU-rRNA). The transcript has 10 exons. Gene Ontology annotation, molecular function: RNA binding. The record is from RefSeq and is a predicted model, not a curated record. Lineage: Eukaryota; Metazoa; Chordata; Mammalia; Pilosa; Megalonychidae. The coding region runs from base 111 to 2021 and encodes 636 amino acids. Gene Ontology annotation, cellular component: preribosome, small subunit precursor; nucleolus; 90S preribosome.
UGAAUGCGCCGGCGUUUCUGAAGUUGGUUGGAGCCUGCUUGUUCUGUGGUGCGUGGCGGUCCCUCGGCGGCUAAGAGAGUUUUGGGAGACCGACAGGGUCCGCAGCACCCAUGGGGCUGGGUCCACGCUCCUCCCACAAGGCGGGGCGCCGGUUUCCAGCUGGCGGCAAACGGGGUCGCGGGGCCAAGAGGUCGGGGCGCCCCCCACCAGGCCGCGAGUUGCAACCCCGUCCGCCUCCGGACGCGUCCUCGGAGCUGGCUGUUGAUGCACAUCCUCACCUGAGCACCGAAGCUCUGGGGUAUUUCCGCCGGGCGCUUUCAGCUCUAAAAGAAGCUCCCGAGACCGGGGAAGAACGAGAGCUGAUGGUGCAGAAUGUAUUGAAGGAAGUGGAGGCUCAGGCCCUAGCCUUGGCCACGAACAGGAGUGGCAGUGAAGUGCUGCAGGAACUGUUGGGUUUCAGUCCUUUGAAACCACUGUGUCGAGUAUGGGCUGCUCUGCGCUCUAACUUGCGCUUUGUGGCCUGUCAUCGGUGUGGGGUCCAUGUGUUGCAAAGUGCUUUGCUGCAGCUGCCUCGCUUGCUGGGGAACUCUUCAGAGGAGGAAGAGGAGGAGGAAAAGGAUGGAAAGAAAAGUUCCCUGGAGACUCUGGAGGAACUGGUUCUGGGAUUAGCCUCUGAGGUGUGUGUUGAUUUUCUUUUCUACUGUGGAGACACACAUGGCAGCUUCGUGGUCAGAACUCUCCUGCAGGUGUUAGGAGGGACUCUUCUGGAGUCUGAGAGAGCCAGGUCCCGUGGCUACCAGUCACCUGAAGCACAAAGGGCCCAAGCUCGGGAAUGUAAGCCAACUGAUUUUGAGGUCCCUGAAACCUUCUUGAAUCGCCUUCAGGACCUGAGCUCCUGUUUUCUGCAGGACAUUGCUGUGUUUAUCACUGACAAGAUCUCCAGCUUCUGCCUUCAAGUGGCCUUACAGAUUUUACACCUCAAACUGCCCCAGUUUUGUGCCCGUCUCUGUAAUGCUGUGAUUGGCUACCUGAGUACCCGCAAUUCCUCAGCAGAUGGCAGCCCCCUACUGCUGUUUCUGCGGGAUCAAACAAGCUCCAGACUCCUGGAGCAGGUGCUGCUAGUGUUGGAGCCCCCAAGGCUCCAGAGCCUCUUUGUGGAUCACUUCCAGGGGCAGCUGCAGACCUUGGCUGCACAUCCCAUUGCCAACUUCCCUUUGCAGCGUUUGCUGGAUGCUGUCACUACCCCUGAGCUGCUGUCCCCUGUGUUUGAGGAGCUGAGCCCUGCCCUGGAAGCCGUGCUGGCCCAGGGCCACCCAGGGGUAGUUGUUGCCCUGGUGGGGGCCUGCCGCAGAGUUGGGGCCCACCAAGCCCAAGUCCUGCAGCUGUUGUUGGAGGCAUUCCACUGUGUGGCUCCUUUAUCCCGGCAAGUGGCCUGUGUGCCUCUCUUUGCCACUUUGAUGGCUUAUGAGGUGUACUAUGAACUAGUGGAGGAGGAGGAGGCAGUGCCCGCGGAGCACCAGGUGGAAAUGGCUGCAGCCAGGACCCUGGGGGAAGUGACAGUCCUUGGGUCUCUACUGCUUCAGCAUCUGCUACACUUCUCCACCCCUGGUCUUGUGCUUCGAAGUCUGGGUGCCUUGACAGGGCCACAACUUCUGGCUCUGGCCCAAAGCCCUGCUGGCUCCCAUGUGCUUGAUGCUGUCCUCACCAGCCCCUCUGUGACCCGCAAGCAGCGUCGCCGUUUGCUGCAGACCCUAAAGGGGCAAUAUGUAGCUCUGGCCUGUAGUCGCCAUGGCAGCCGUGUGCUAGAUGCCAUCUGGAGUGGAGCAGCCUUGGGGGCCCGGAAAGAAAUUGCUGCUGAGCUGGGGGAGCGGGACCAGGAGCUGAUAAGAGACCCUUUUGGCCACCAUGUGGCUCGAAACGUGGCCCUGACUACCUUCCUGAAACGGCGAGAAGCCUGGGAACAGCAGCAGGGGGCAGUGGCCAAGCGAAGACGAGCGCUGAACUCAAUACUUGAAGACUGAGGCCUUUGGAUCUGGGACUGGGUGUCGAUGGGGGUGGGAGGAAAGGGAGUAUCUAUCCCAUCCCUUUUCUGGUUUAAAUUGGAGUCAAAAGUCUUACUGGUAAACAUUUUAUAUAUUUUUAUUGGAAA